AUGCACUACACAGACACGCACUACACAGACAUGCACUACACAGAUACCGCACAACACAGACACCGCACUACACCGCACUACACAGACACCGCACUACACAGACACCGCACUACACAGACACCGCACUACACAGACAUGCACUACACAGACAUGCACUACACAGAUACCGCACAACACAGACACCGCACUACACAGACACCGCAGUACACCGCACUACACAGACACGCACUACACAGACACGCACUACACAGAUACCGCACAACACAGACACCGCACUACACAGACACCGCACUACACAGACACCGCACUACACAGACACCGCACUACACAGACAUGCACUACACAGACAUGCACUACACAGACACCGCACUACACAGACACCGCAGUACACCGCACUACACAGACACCGCACUACACAGACACCGCACUACACAGACACCGCACUACACAGACACCACACCGCACUACACAGACACCGCACUACACAGACACCGCACUACACCGCACUACACAGAUACCGCACAACACAGACACCGCACUACACACUACACAGACACCGCACUACACAGACACGCACUACACAGACAUGCACUACACAGAUACCGCACUACACAGAUACCGCACAACACACACGACACCACGCACUACACAGACACCGCACUACACAGACACCGCACUACACAGACACCAGCACUACACAGACAUGCACUUCACAGAUACGCACUUCACAGACACCGCACUACACAAACACCGCACUACACAGACACCGCACUACAGACACCGCACUACACAGACACCGCACAACACAGACACCGCACAACACAGACACCGCACUACACAAACACCGCACUACACAGACAUGCACUACACAGACAUGCACUUCACAGAUACGCACUUCACAGACACCGCACUACACAAACACCGCACUACACAGACACCGCACUACAGACACCGCACUACACAGACACCGCACAACACAGACACCGCACAACACAGACACCGCACUACACUGCACUACACACACACCGCUCUACACAGACACCGCACUACACAGACACCGCACUACACAGACAUGCACUACACAGACACGCACUACACAGACACGCACUACACAGACACGCACUACACAGACAUGCACUACACAGAUACCGCACAACACAGACACCGCACUACACAGACACGCACUACACAGACACGCACACACAGACACGCACUACACAGACACGCACUACACAGACACGCACUACACAGACACGCACUACACAGAAACGGCACUACACAGACACGCACUACACAGACACGCACUACACAGACACGCAGUACACAGACACGCACUACACAGACACGCACUACACAGACACCGCACUACACAGACACCGCACUACAAAGACACCGCACUACACAGACACCGCACUACACAGACACGCACUACACAGACACCACACCGCACUACACAGACACCGCACUACACAGACACCGCACUACACAGACACGCACUACACAGACACGCACUACACAGGCAUGCACUACACAGACACGGCACUACACAGACACGCACUACACAGACACCACACCGCACUACACAGACACGCACUACACAGACACGGCACUACACAGACACGGCACUACACAGACACCGCACUACACAGACACCGCACAACACAGACAUGCACUACACAGACAUGCACUACACAGACACCGCACUACACUGCACUACACACACACCGCACUACACAGACACGCACUACACAGACACCACACCGCACUACACAGACACCGCACUACACAGACACCGCACUACACAGACACCGCACUACACAGACACCGCACUACACAGACACGCACUACACAGGCAUGCACUACACAGACACGGCACUACACAGACACCGCACUACACAGACACCGCACUACACAGACAUGCACUACACAGACAUGCACUACACAGACAUGCACUACACAGACACCGCACUACACUGCACUACACACACACCGCACUACACACACACCGCACUACACACACACCGCACUACACACACACCGCACUACACAGACACCACACUACACAGACACCAGUAUCUCCCUCCUCCUGAUAACAGUUAA
This is a messenger RNA of Knipowitschia caucasica, 2100 nucleotides long. The record is from the annotation of a GenBank genome assembly. Lineage: Eukaryota; Metazoa; Chordata; Actinopteri; Gobiiformes; Gobiidae.